This is a messenger RNA of Brenthis ino (lesser marbled fritillary), 711 nucleotides long. The record is from the annotation of a GenBank genome assembly. Lineage: Eukaryota; Metazoa; Arthropoda; Insecta; Lepidoptera; Nymphalidae.
AUGGAGUUCCCAUUAACACCUCUAGGUAGAUGGGAGUUGGGUUGGAUCCUCUGCGAUAUCUGGAUCAGCUUGGAUAUUCUUCUAUGUACAGCUUCUAUCCUCUCACUCUGUGCUAUCAGCAUUGAUCGAUAUCUCGCUGUCACCAGACCACUGACUUAUUCUAGAAGAAGAAGAUCUAAAAAGUUAGCGCUGACGAUGAUUUUCUUUGUUUGGAUAUCUGCUAGUGCGAUUACAUGUCCCCCAAUGUUUGGCUGGUACGAACCCGACCACAACCAAGGAGGAGUUUGCCGCUAUAAUCAAAACCCUGGUUAUGUGGUUUUUUCCGCUAUGGGUUCCUUCUUCUUGCCCAUGAUCGUUAUGGUGUACGUUUACGCAAGGAUAUCUUGUGUGGUCGCUCGAAGACAUCAUCAGCUGGCCAGUACUACUACAAAAUGUAGCAAGAAAAGCAACCUAUCAUGCAUCCGUACCGAAUCUGACUCAGGUUCAGACAAACUCUCUCUCCGACAGAAUGCGUCUAAACAACCCUCAAAAACCUCAACACAACACAGUGAAGUAUCUAUACAGAGCGACCAAAAAUGUCCAUGCUGCUUCAGAACCGAAAAACGUCGUCAAUCUAGAUAUAGGUCUAAUGAGAAAGAAUCUAAAUUUUAUAACGAAGUACCAUUCAAAGUGGUCAAUCUCGCUGAGACGCCCCCAACUCCGGGCUAUUAC